UGUCCGCGUGCAUCAUAAAAUAACGUUUGUUGACUAAGUUUGCAUUAAGAUGAUACAAUUGUUAUCCUUGUGACAGUUUCUCGUUUCAAUCACACAUACUUUAAAUAACAAUUAAAAAGUUUUUCAAUUAUUUUCAUUGAGAAUUAUCAUUUAUAAAUUAAUUUUAAGAUUUCCAAAAUCAAAAUAAUGCAAUGGACAGUAACAAGUAGUAACAACGAUUAACAAAAAGUUUUUUUUGGAAUUUUUUGACAAACAAUUGAUGGAAAUGAGUUUUAAAAUGUAUGUUUAAUGAUUCUUAGAAAAUCUUGACCUUGCUCUUGAAGUUACUUGAUUCAAAGACAUAGGAAAACAAAGUUUACUCGUUGAUGAUCAAAACUAUAAAAGCACUUUGGACAGCUAAGUGUCGCUUUCGCGAACACUCGGGUAGUUCAGCAAGUAUCAGAGAUUCUUAAGAACUUCUACAAAGAUAAGAAGCAGUAAAAUAAAGCCCUUGAAAGUUUUUCCAAUAUCAAACCACGAUAAGUGCAUAUCAAAAUUUUCACCAAAGGAUUUCUAGAGUAAUUUGGCUCAUUCAAUCAAACUACAAUGGAAGUGGAAAUGGAGUGCUCUCAAGUGUUUUGAAUAUUCAAAUAAGUGCAGGGAUUAUUCAAAACGAUGACGGUAAAUACAACAACAACAUUCGGAUUGAACAGAACUGAAAGUGCAAGACGAUUUCAAGAAUGCAUGAAAACUCUUGCCACCAACGCAACACCUCUACCAGAACCGUAUUGUCGUGGACUUUUCGAUGGAUGGACUUGUUGGCCUAACACUCCUGCAGGGAAAACAGCAUUAGCACCAUGUCCCGAAUUUAUCACUGGAUUCGAUCCAUCAUUAAAGGCGCAUAAAGUUUGCGAACCAAAUGGCACUUGGCUUCGGCAUCCAGAAACUAAUGUAAUAUGGAGCAAUUAUACUACAUGUGUGAACGUUGUUGACCUAGAGUGGCAACAGCGGUUGAAUACCAUCUAUGAGACUGGAUACACAAUAUCGUUGAUAGCUCUGAUUGUAUCUUUAGUUAUUCUCACAUAUUUUCGAUCAUUAAGAUGUGCAAGAACCACACUUCAUAUGAAUCUCUUUGCAUCAUUUGCUGUGAAUAAUCUACUAUGGUUAAUUUGGUAUGGAGCGGUAGUAGCAAAUACUGAACUUCUUGUUGAAAAUGGAAUACCCUGUCGUUUAUUGCACGUGAUACUACAUUAUUUUCUGCUCACCAACUAUGCGUGGAUGUUGUGCGAAGGCUUCUAUCUUCAUACUCUUCUUGUCAGUGCAUUCACCAGUGAACACAAUUUAGUCAAAUGGUUAAUGGCAAUUGGAUGGCCAGCACCUGCAGUCAUUGUCUCGAUUUACGUUAUUCUCAGGGUGACAAGUGAUGAUCCUCAAGAUAAUUCAGAUUGUUGGAUUGAUGAAUGCAACUAUACCAACGUCUUGGUUUAUCCUGUAUGCGUGUCAACACUACUCAAUCUCCUGUUUCUUUGCAACAUUGUUCGUGUACUACUUACUAAGUUACGAGCUGGUCCAGCAAUUGGAACGAGACCGUCUCGUUCGAUGCUUCAAGCUUUCAGAGCAACUUUACUCUUGGUUCCACUUCUGGGUCUCCACUAUUUGCUUAUACCUUUUCGACCACCGAAAGGUCACUCUUGGGAGAAGUUUCACGGUAUUGUUUCUGCGGUAACAGCAUCUUUUCAGGGUCUAUGUGUGGCGAUACUAUUUUGUUUCUGCAAUGGUGAGGUCAUAGCACAGUUUAAACGGAAAUGGGAAGGAUCGGCAUUUAUAAGACAACGUGCCAACUCAUGUACUGCAACAACGGUGUCGGUGAGGAACUUUAGCAAAAAUGUCCGAUGGCGGGAGAGGAAAAGGUGUGACUGUCAAAGAGACCUUCCGAUGCAGGAAAAGGUCGGAAAAGUCGCAGAAAGUCAAGCUGCACUCGGGAAUGAUGCAGCUAAUCAUACACAACUUCUUAUCAUGAGCAACGAGUCGACUUACAACUCUAAUCAGUAUCAAUCUCAAUGUUGAUGGUGUGCUGAAUCUAAAUUUACCCUUUAAAUAUACUGGACGACAGAGUCUUCCGCUAAUGGUUAUUUUAUAAAAAUCUUCAAUUAACGAUCUAAUUAACGAAUAUGUAGUAAAUUGAUAUCUUUUAUAUGUGUUUUGUCGAUGAAGUUAUUUUCAAAAAUUUUUUUUGGGAGAUUUAAAGCUUGACGAAAUCUCAUUUUUUACAAACAAAAAUAAUAACUAAUUACUUUCUUUGUUGUUUUUAUUAUCAUUACAAAUGAUAUUUUUACUUGUUAGCUAGUUGUUUUUUAUUAAAUGAAUAUUUAAAUAGUACAAUAGAAUAUUUUUCUAAAACUUCAAUGUCAGAUAAUUAAAACAUUUACAAACACAUCAAAAUAAUGCUGGUUAUUGAAAAAUAUUUUAUAAAUGUUAAUGAUAUUUGUUAAAUGUUUGGUGUUUAAAUUUUUUUUAAAGCUUUAAUAACUUGAUUGAUAGGAACAACUUCGAAGUUUUUUAUUCGAACUUAUACAAAAAACAUGAAAUAAUCACUUAAAAAAGCUAUCAUAAGAAAUUCUACCUGAACUACAAAUAAUUAUAUUUACUCUUACAAAGGUAGCAUUUAAUUAAGAGCAUUUGCAGCAAAAAAAAACAAUGGAAAAUCAACAAAAAACAACGAGUUUCAAUGAAUUUUAGUGAAUAAAAUGCACAAGCAUAAUUUUUUUCUAUAAAAUGUAUAUUUUUUUAAUUGCUCAAUUGUACAGAAUAUGUCGAUAUUAAUCUUUCAUAAUUUGUGGAAAGUAAAUAUCGUAACAUUUAUUUCACAUGUCUUAAUAUUAUCAUUUACAUGUUGGAAUUAUAAGUCAAAAAAAUAUAAUUUACUUUAUCUAUAAAAGAAAAUUUAUAAAUAGACAUAAAAUAUUUUGAUAUCUAAUAAUAAUCUACAAUGAAAUUCAUUUAAUUGCACCGACAUCUUUAAACAACUAACUAAGAUUAUGAAUAAUUUAAAGUUAUACAAACAUUAAAUUAACAUAUAUGACAGAAUGUUAUCAUGCGAAAAAAUUUUGGUACGCUCUAUCAAUUAUUUAAUGAAGUAUGAAGAAAUGUAGAAUCAUAAAGAAACAAUUUACAAAGAAACUCAAAGAGAUAAGAUAAUAAGUUGAAAAGGUUACGAUAAUUAAAAUAUAAAAAAAUACAGGUUUAUGUACUGUUUAGAUUGUCCUUAUUCAUAUUCGAAUAACAAAAAAAAUAUACGGAUCUCUAACUGUACUUAUUGUAAGAAAACCAUAUUUUAAAUACACUAAUAAGAAUUCUAUGAAUGUUGAUACAAAA
This is a messenger RNA of Chelonus insularis, 3354 nucleotides long. RefSeq names its product calcitonin gene-related peptide type 1 receptor-like (gene Dh31-R). The transcript has 14 exons. Gene Ontology annotation, cellular component: plasma membrane. The record is from RefSeq and is a predicted model, not a curated record. The coding region runs from base 655 to 2046 and encodes 463 amino acids. Gene Ontology annotation, molecular function: calcitonin receptor activity. Gene Ontology annotation, biological process: adenylate cyclase-modulating G protein-coupled receptor signaling pathway; cell surface receptor signaling pathway. NCBI's taxonomy places the organism in Eukaryota, Metazoa, Arthropoda, Insecta, Hymenoptera, Braconidae.